Messenger RNA from Danio aesculapii, 2071 nucleotides. RefSeq names its product WD repeat domain 93 (gene wdr93). Gene Ontology annotation, biological process: electron transport chain. NCBI's taxonomy places the organism in Eukaryota, Metazoa, Chordata, Actinopteri, Cypriniformes, Danionidae. The record is from RefSeq and is a predicted model, not a curated record.
AUGGCUGUGAAUGUCAAAACAGUUUUGAAGAUCCCAGAGCUGUCAGACCACAGCAGCUGUGAAGAUGAUGAUGAGAAUCAUUUCACAGAUCUGCAGCAGCCUGAUGAUAAUCUAACAGAGUCUGAUAAGCUGUUAAAUAACCUUGCUGGCAGUGCUGAAGUUAUAACAGAGCAGGAGAAAAUCAAGAAAAAUGAACAAGUGGCAAGACAAACUACUGUGUUGAAUGCUACUACAGAAAUUAAGCUUCCGAGCCGAACUAACUGUAUGAUUGGCUCUGAUGAUGGACUUUACCUGUUUCUGGGUCACACUCAUGGUAUGUCGGUCAUCAGUACAUCCACCUUCACCUGUGUGAAAACAUGGCAGGAUGAACGAGUGGAGAUCACCAGCAUCUCUUGUGCCUCUCUUGGAAAUGUCACACACCUCUUGGGCACAGUGGAUGACAUAGGUAUUGCACGGGUUUUUGUACAUCACAAGGAGAAUAUUUAUUUAAUAAAAGUCAUCAAUGAAACUGAUGAUAUAAACCAAAGAAACAUCUGUGCAAAAUUUGAAGUAUGUAGGAGUGGGGCAUUUGGAGCUGCAGUCAUGAUGUGUAAAUUUCCUAUUAAAAUAUGUACAUACAAUAAAAAUAACAUUACUGAUUCAUUAAUGCCAUCAUCAUAUAUUGUCUUUGAAGCCAAUGGAUCUGUGUGGCUGGAUCUCUAUCGCUUCCCAAAAGAAAUGUGGCUUAAAGAGCUUGAAGCCAAACAGGCCACACAAUCCCCACGGGCCACUGAAGCCAAAUUGUCUCCGGUAGUCUUACUCAUGAAGAUCAAACCUCCUGAAAUCCCUGCAGGAACCUCACUGAAAAGUCCACUUGAGGUCUUGCAGAAGACAGAAGAAGGCACUAUAAUAGGCUCAGGCCAAAAUCACCUCAUUAGUAGUCAACAAUGGGAAAGCCAAGAUCUGGCAUUUAGGAAAAUGUAUGCAAAGUACCUCUGCACCAGCUCUGCAGGACCACCACAGCCGAAAGCAGAGGGUCCCAGCAACUGUACUUGUCACUUCUUAUUUAAUGACGGUUUUCAUUCAGUGCCUGGGGAAGUGAAGGCAGCUGGAGAUAUUCCCAUUUUAUUGUGCCUGUGGUGGAACGGCAGUCGUAAUCUCCUACAAUAUCUUUUGUUGAAGGCCCCUAAAGAGAAAGAUACUGAACCCAAACCAGAUGUUUUAUGGCCCAAUGCCCAGGAAAUCCUAUGCUCUGCUGUCAGUUCCUGCACACGAUUUAUUGUUCUAGGGCUUGACAAUCAACUUGUUACUAUAUGGGACCGACGGUUUGGGUGUCCAUAUGCCAAUAUUGUGAUCCCAGUAGACAGUGCCAUAUGCAGGAUGAAGCUCCUUCUGCAAAGUGAACCAUCAGUCAAUCUUCCUCAGGGUGCCUAUUUACCAACACUACAGUUAGUGCUGACUUGCAGAAGUGGGGCAUGUUACAGUGUGUCUGCAGGAAGAGGAGGAGACACAAGCAUUGUUGCACUUAUUGAGAGAUCUGCAGACGCAAGCAGUUCUGUCACUUUUGCUGGACCUGUGCCAUUCCUGAAAUGUCUGGCUUUGUUGAUGCAAAGGAAUGGGAGAGUAUCUUUAUGGGAAAUAGAGGAUGGAGAACCAAUGUACAUCUUAAACCUGCCUCACACUCAUGUAUCUGGCUCACUCAGAGAACCUGUGUGUGUGCUUGAGCCACUCCAGCAAAAACUCUAUAUUGUUGGUGAUAGAAAAACACCCCUGGCAAAGGUGAUCAACAGGGAAGAGAAUGACAGCUCUCUCUUCGUCUUCAGCUUCUCUGAAUGUUCUUUGUUGGAUCAGCACCGAGUUGUAAGACCAGCUGUAACUGAAAAAGUAACCAAAGCAACACUCUUGGAUUUGGAGGAAGCCUGCAACCUUUACAUUAAGGAAAGAGCUGACUCGUGGAAAGAGAUGGACAGAAAAUUGGCUUACCAAUGGGAGCAGCUACUGAAGCAUGGUAUUAAAUAAAACACCCAAGACAAUGAGAAUCAGAAGCAAUCUGACAGACAGCACGUUUUCCAUUUACUAUAUUAAUAUGGAU